AUGUAUCAGGCAGGUGGCGAUGAGCUCAAACCGGACCCGGGCGUGCGGUUCACGACGGAGCCGGCGGACCUGGUGGCGCUGGAGGGGGAGCCGGCGCUGCUGCCGUGCGCCGCCGCCGCCGCGCGCGCCGUGCGCCUCUCCUGGCGGCACAGCGCGCGCGGCGUGCUCACGCGCGACCACACCAUCACCAUCAGCGACCUGUACAGGAGGCAGCUAGCGAACGGGUCGUUAGUGAUCGAAAAGAUGUCCGCUUCCCUGGCGGGGCAGUACCAGUGCGUGGCGGCCGUGGACGGCGUCGGCACCAUCGUGUCCAAGACGGCCACCGUGUUCCUAGCCGAACUGCCAACUAUCGCGCCAGGUCCGCGCUGGGUGUCGGGCCCGGCUGGCGGCGCCUUACUGCUGGCGUGCGCAGUCAGCGCCCCGCCGAGACUCGCUCUAAGGAUCCAGCCGGCUGCUGAACCGCCUGAUAGAAGAGUGUAUGGCGCUGCUAGGCUGCAACAUCAGCCGCCCACGCUUCUUUUGAACGUUACAUGGCUCCGAAACGGUGCUCCAGUAGUGCUUGAAGCAGGUCGCGUGGCCGUGUCAGGCAGCGGGGCGUUAGAGUUGGAUCCAUUACGACCGCGCGACGCGGCCACCUACCGUUGUCGCGUUAGCCUCGCGCGCCGUCCGCACCACUACGUCACGGGGCCGGAGCUGGAGGUGCGCGUGGAGGCGGAGGCGGGCAGCGAGCAGCCGCCGCGCUUCGUGGCCACGCCGCGCGAGCUCACCGUGCUCGAGGGUUCGUCAGUAACAUUCGACUGCGCGGCGGUAGGCAGCCCCAAGCCCGAGAUGACGUGGCUCAACAACGGAGUGGAAAUUGAUCUCAGCGACCUGGAUUCCCGCUUCUACCGCUGGGGCUGCGGCUCACUGCGCGUGCAGUCGGCGCGCGCGCUCGACGCCGGCGCCUACACCUGCCGCGCGCACUCGCGCCUCGACUCCGCCGACCACACCGCGCUGCUGCACGUGCAGGUGACGUCACGCGGCCCCUAGCCUACACGCCCCUAGCCUACACCUGCCGCGCGCACUCGCGCCUCGACUCCGCCGACCACACCGCGCUGCUGCACGUGCAGGUGACGUCACGCGGCCCCUAGCCUACACGCCC
Ostrinia furnacalis (Asian corn borer) is the source of this 1141-nucleotide messenger RNA. RefSeq names its product netrin receptor DCC-like. NCBI's taxonomy places the organism in Eukaryota, Metazoa, Arthropoda, Insecta, Lepidoptera, Crambidae. Bases 1 to 1029 code for a protein of 342 amino acids. The transcript is spliced from 8 exons. The record is from RefSeq and is a predicted model, not a curated record.